GUCCGUUCCAGCUGAGAGAAAGAGAGAGAGGACAGUCGGACGUGUACCUCGCGCGGCCCAAACACAGACCGAAAACCCGUGCGCCCGUGACUGAAUCCACCGGAUGCAAAAAAAAGUACAGACAGAGAAAGAGGAAACAAACCCCUCCUCCCUCUACGACGGACAGCAGAGCGCGACAGCACAGGAGAGAAACACCAAUGCAACUUGUCAUCUGACCAACACAGCCACUGCCCUGACGCUGCGUGUUUUUUAUACACAGUUUCUCAUCAGUUGUUUUGUUUUGACGGAGGUUUUGCUUUGCAAGUAUUUUGGGCUCUUCUUUUUCAGUGCCGGACGAAUAACUCGGGAUAUCACUCUUCAAGUUUUUAUCAUAAUUCUCCGGUCUGUGGGUUGUUUGCGGAUUUUCACGCAGUUUGCAUUUUUAUUAAGGACAGUACUCUUACUCAGAUGGUCUGACUGUCCCUCCUACACGGAUCCUUUUGAGAAUCACAGCUAGCCCUCUUGAACAGUUUUAACAGCAUUCAACUGCAAUGGAAUAUUUCGAUGGAAAUAUUUUUGCAAGGAAAUAAGGAACUCUUAACGACAAGUAAAAGACAUCAAGCCAACUAGUCCUAUUGGUAGGUACUCGGGUCAGUUUACCACGCCUCUUCAAGUGCCCCAGGUGUCUCUCUGCGACCCCGUCUGGUCAAGGAUGUCCAGGCAGCUCUCCCAGGUUCCGACCCCCGACCUCCCAGCUGGCGCAAGCCCACAGUUUGGAAGUUGUACUCAGCCUGCAGGAUCCCUCACAGGGGGCCAUCUGAACUCCAUGACAGGACUAAAGUCCCUCCUGCAGCAUCCCAUGAAGGGAGACCAGCGUUUAAAGAGUCCAUUGGAUUCAAAAGAUAAAGACAGAUUGGACCUUGAUGAGGACUCUUUGGGAGUGUGCUCCAUGAGGAAUGGCAGUGGAGUUGGCAACAGUAACAGCAGUAAUGGCUGUGGAGGAGGAAAUGGAGGAAGUUUCAACCAGUUCUUGGGGCCUCUCUUGUGGGAUCGCACCCUGCCUGCAGAUGGGGGGCUCUUCCAGCUUCAGUACAUGGACUUGGAGGAGUUUCUGACAGAAAAUGGAAUGGGCAGCAUGCAUAACAACAACAGUUCCAGUUCAGCCCAGAUCCCCUCACAGAGCUCCCAGUCAGCUGUACCUAACCAGAGCUCCCAGUGCCUACCGCCUUCCUCCCCACCUUGCUCCACAUCUUCGUCACCCUCGUCCUCUUCUUCGCCGUCGCUUAUUGGCUUGGAGGUAGCUCAGCCGCAGAACCUCACAGGGGGAAACGACUGUCUUCAUGGGAGUCAGACGAGUAUGAACGACUCCUGUGAGUCACCCUGCUCCUCCUCUUCGUCCUCUUGUCCACCUCUGCUGACGCCCACGGACAGCGGGCCUGAUGGCGGUGGAAUGUUUGACAUGGAUACCUCAGACAUGUCCAACUCCCCCGGCCAGCCGAACUACGACCCCAGGAGGCACUCGUUCAGUGAAGAGGAGCUCAAGCCACAGCCAAUGAUCAAGAAGGCCCGCAAGAUCCAUGUGCCAGAUAACAUGAAGGAUGAGAAGUACUGGACCAGAAGAUACAAAAACAAUGAGGCAGCGAAGCGUUCCCGAGACGCUCGCCGUCUUAAGGAGAACCAAAUCACAGUGCGUGCUGCAUACCUGGAGAGAGAGAACGCCGCCCUUCGACAGGAAGUAGCAGAGAUCCGAAAGGAACUCGGCCGCUGUCGCAACAUCCUUAGCAAAUAUGAAAACCGACUCGCCGACCAGUGAUGACAGUGUGGGAGCAAAUAUCAGGAAGAGGAAGAAUUUAAAGCUGGAUUCAUUGAAAGACUUGAAAUUAUUGGGGUUGGCAUGAUGGACAUAAUAAGAAAAUGGUGAUGAUGUUAAAGAAGCUGAUGAUUCUGAUGAUGAAUGUAUAAGACAAGGAGAAGGUUUGUGUAUUGAAGCUCAGGUGUCUUGUUUUGUUGAGGUGUCAGCUCUCAAAAGCGAUGGACAGAAAGAAUAAUUUAACAGAUGAGAGAUGUGACUUUUAAGAGUUUUGUUAUUGGAGAAUUGUAUAUUUUUAUAAUACUUUAAAAUUAGAGGGAGAGCAAAUUUGGACAAUAAUUUUGUAUAUUUUCUACAUGACGGGGGGACAAGGAGGAAAGCUAUGGUAAAUCUCUUUUUAUUCUAGGUGAGUUCUGAGAUGUUUAACAGGUGUCAGUCAUUGAUGGGUAUCUUUUCGACUUAUUAUUACAGUCGGGACGCAGCAGCAGGGGCGAGGACGCAUGUAACAAUUGUAAUAUAGAGAGCAAAAAUGAUCUUAUAAUCGUAUAGUUAUACAUUUUUGUGGAUUUUACUCAAGCACUUAUUUUCCUGCUAUGUUUCUGUCACUGGGGUUGGGCAUGCAAGAGAGAGACGAAAUGAGAGACAAGAGGAGACACCGUGUAAACAGACCAGCACUAUCUCUAACACUUUUUUUAAUUGAACAACUUCCCCACUUUUUGAUUGACUCCUACAACAAUAUAAAUUAUGUGUACUUUGAGCUUGACUCUAUGCAAUUGGUACAUCCUCCUCAUUCCAUACUGGUAUUUUUGACUCUUAUCUCUUUUCUAUCCCAGAUGAGGGUUUUUAAUCUGGUGUUUGGUAUUUUACCUAAGCAGGUGAAAACCUGCUUUUGUGAUGCCCCCCAGGUAACCCUGUUCCUCUUCACCGUCUCUUUGACUCAUUGGGAUAUUUCUCUUUCUCUCUGUUUCUAUUUCUGUCUGCUCUCACUUGCAGCCAAUCCCCUCAGAGCCAUGUGCAAACUUUUCCUCUUACAGUUUGUCCCCGUGUCUCUCUUGUACCUCCACGGUGCACAGAGUAGCACAGAUCUCAGUGUUGUAUUCUGAAAUCGUUAUCAUCUCCCCAGCUAAACUCGCGUCCUUACUUUACUGUACUUUAUGAACACACUUUAAUCAGCGUUAUUACGGAGGGAGACAAUGUUGUUUAUAUUGAAAAAGCCUAUGAUAUUUGUGUAUUUGAUGUAUUCCAGGAGAUUGGUUGAGAAACCAUUGAGUGGAAUGGUGUUAAUUUCUCAGAUUUCUGGGAGAAAUAAAAGCCAAAAUUUCCUAUUGUUGAUCCACAAAGAUCGUUGCUAUUUAGUGCUUUUUUUUCAAUACUGCUCCUUCCUUUACUGUUUACUCCUGUUAUUACUUUAACUGUAUCUGGAAACCUCUCUGUGUCCCCACCACACCUACACAGGUACACUAUGUUAUGUUCCUGGGGGAGGGAUGACUAGUAAUAGAGUGUGUUUUAAUCCCCUUUAUGACCAUUACUGCUAUUAUUAUUGUUAUGAUUAUAAUGAUUAUCCCUCUUGUUGUCGCUGUUCUAUAUUAUGGAAUGAUUUUCUUUCUUUGGAUGAACAUGAUCUGUUGCACCUUGAAGCAUCUUCAGUGUUCCUCAGAAAGACUAUUCACAUGGAAACCACCCUCUCUGUCUGCAUCCUGUCUCACACCUCCAAACAUUACUCAUACCUGCAAAGGAUCCUGCUGCCACUUUGGUUUCUCUUAACAUGGAUGAGCACAGCUCAAUUACUCGAACAUGAUGUCCGUGCAGACUUACUUUACCUUUCACGAUGACCUCCUCUGUUCCCCCAGCGGUGUACGGACUAUGCACACCAUCAAUGUUUGCUCCUUGUUGGUUGAUUUCCGCCUUUACCACCUCAAUCAGUGAUUGUUUGCUCCUCCAACAGGAUUUAGUCUAAUUUCCUCACAGAUGUGGUUGGUAAAUCUUUUAUUGAACUACAACUGCCCUGCUGCAUCAAUGGUGUCCUUGGUGCCCAGCACACUUGGUGCUGGUUAUUUGGAUGUAGUCGAGAUUUUUCCAAAAACACCAAUAAAAGAUUGUUCUCA
Messenger RNA from Labrus mixtus (cuckoo wrasse), 3894 nucleotides. It is a transcript of the gene dbpb, whose product is annotated as D site albumin promoter binding protein b. Bases 692 to 1792 code for a protein of 366 amino acids. NCBI's taxonomy places the organism in Eukaryota, Metazoa, Chordata, Actinopteri, Labriformes, Labridae. Gene Ontology annotation, cellular component: nucleus. The transcript has 5 exons. The record is from RefSeq and is a predicted model, not a curated record. Gene Ontology annotation, biological process: regulation of transcription by RNA polymerase II. Gene Ontology annotation, molecular function: DNA-binding transcription factor activity, RNA polymerase II-specific; RNA polymerase II cis-regulatory region sequence-specific DNA binding.